AUGACCCGGCCGGGCUAUCUCACAUGGCGGGCGAAGCUCAAAUCCCAGGCCGCGGCACAGGUGGCUGAGCUCAUCUCCUCGUCGCCCGAGAUCCAGCCCGCCCUGCCGCAGGAGGACGUCGACCGCGUGGCGGCGCUGAUCCGCAAGGAGAACCUGAGCGCCGACGAGGAGACGCAGGUCCUCGAGGACACGGCCUGCCUCGUCUUCCUCGACGACCAGUUCGACGCCUUUGAGAGCAAGGACGAGAUCGACGAGGACAAGAUCAUCGGCAUCCUGCGCAAGACGUGGGCUAAGAUGAGCGAGCCCGGCCACGCACUGGCGUUGAAGAUGGACCACAGUGAGAGGGCCAAAAGUCUUAUUGGCAAGGCUUUGGGGGGGUGA
Messenger RNA from Colletotrichum spaethianum, 381 nucleotides. RefSeq lists its product as uncharacterized. Lineage: Eukaryota; Fungi; Ascomycota; Sordariomycetes; Glomerellales; Glomerellaceae. The coding region runs from base 1 to 381 and encodes 126 amino acids. The record is from RefSeq and is a predicted model, not a curated record. The transcript has a single exon.